Molecule: messenger RNA, 2091 nt
Organism: Carassius carassius (crucian carp)
Lineage: Eukaryota; Metazoa; Chordata; Actinopteri; Cypriniformes; Cyprinidae
Product: cdc42 effector protein 1-like
Exons: 4
Coding region: 971-1909 (312 amino acids)
Source: RefSeq, a predicted model, not a curated record
GCCUGAUAGAAUAUACUCUGUGUUUGGGAGCUUCGUGUUCAGAGGUUGAAUGUCCCUGAAGGUCAAGAGGUCAUGGCUGAUCCAGGAUUAAAGCUGAAACGAUCUGUGUGAAUUCAUCCUGGUCUUUUUGAGAGUGACUUGGACUUGGAUCAUUUCACAUUUUACACGUUCACAAACUUCCUGUAAAAUGUUUGUAUUAUUUGUCGUGUCUCUCGGAGUCUUUACUGAACAAAAGUCAACUCUGUUUUUCAGAUGCACGCGCCUGACUGUGAUUCCGCCGUGCGCAUGCGCGUGGUCCUCGCCUCUCGGGAGCGCGCUCAGCGGUGGCGCGUCUGGUCUGGAGUUUAUUCAUCAACGCUCUCAAACUUCGGUAUUAUUCUGCGUUUGAGGAUGCGUGUCACGGUGUGAAAGGAUAAUACUGACUGACGUGCGGCUAAUUGGAUUGAGACGGUCCGGCAAGAGGAAGAAUAAAAGAAGUGAGUGAGAAAGAGAGAGCGAGGACGAAUAAUCCAGCUAAUCCAGUCGUUCAGACUCCUCUGAGCCACAGACCAAACACAGCGGAUCAUAUGUGCGUCUGAUGCGCUUCAGACCGGCUGUUUGGGGGGAUCCUGGGAUGCUGAAGUCCUGUGGUGGGAUUCGGAAACACUAAAGUAACUUCUCAGAGCGCUGGUGGACGUCAGGUGUGUCGGGACUAAACUGAAGGAAAAGGACAAUCCUGGAUGUCACUCAUCUUACAAAACGUCACUUUUCUGGAGAAACGCUGUUCAGCUUUGGUGUGGACAUGCACUCAGAUGCAGUUUUAAAGGAGACGUAAAAGACUUGAUGGUGUGAAACAGAUGUUUGGAAGAAGUUCUGCUUGAUUCACAUCUGGCAUCGGUUUUUAAUUUGAGGAGCACAUCAUCUUCAGCUUAUAUUUUUGACAGACUUUUUGGCUUUGAUUUUAAGGAUCAUUCAAGUCAUAUUUCUCGCCAUGAGUCUGGGUAAGCUGCCGGCGAUCAAGGGCCUGGUGUCCACGUCUCAGGGCAAACGGCGGUUUAAGAGUGACCUGUCGGUGGACAUGAUCAGUCCGCCACUCGGAGACUUCCGCCACACCAUGCAUGUGGGCCGCGGCGGGGACGUCUUCGGUGACACUUCGUUUCUGAGUAACUACGGCGGAUCAAGUAACAGUGAUGGGAUACGAUACCCGGAUUCGCCCUCCGGCUCCAAACCAACGCGCUUUUUAUCGCGAACCCUGCAGCAUGUGAGAAAGACUCCCCUGCCCCGGCUGAGAGGAGGGUCACGUGACUUCUCAUCCCCUCCGCCUCCCAUCUCACCCAUCAUUAAAAAUGCCAUCUCUCUGCCUCAGCUGAACAUGAAUGACGUCGGUCUGAUGAGGGCGCUGCUGCCCACCUCCACCAGCUCACCAGACGAACCACUCUGCUCCUACGGUCUUCGUUCUGGUUUCGUCACGCUGCCUCGUUCAUCUCGUCUCGACCAGAGCUUUGCAGAAACAUCUGAGUUGCUCAGCUUAGAUAGUCGACGUAGUUCCUUACCUGAGAACAACGAGGUCUCAAUGACACGAUCUGAUUCGCUCUCGUCCUUCACGGUGGACCUCGGCCCCUCCCUCAUGAGUGAGGUGUUGGAGUUGAUUGACAGCUCCUGCUGCCUCAUUAGGAGCCAUCAAGAUCAGGAGGAGGAGGAGGAAGAAGAGCAGCAGAGUUCUGUGUUUGAGAUGGAUCAUGAAUGUCAGACAACUCCGAUUGCAGCAGACGUCACCAUCGAGCCCAGGAGGUUUCGGCAGGCUGCUAGCGUGCUAGCACGUCACUUUGGAGGAGGAAAACCUGAAGAGGAGCGUCAGAGACCGUCCUCUUUCAGACACACAAGGACGCCAUACAGCUUCACUGAAACAGAGGAUGAAAUCAAAGUAUGAAUAUCAGUAAUUAAACAUAAGGACAGUUAUGAUAUUAAAAACCAGUUUGAUUUAAAAAAUAUAUAUUACAGUCUUUAUAAGUCCAAUUGAAAUACAUUUUGAAAAUAAGAAUCCAGGGAUUUUUAUUUGGACAAUUUAAAGGACUUGAAAGAGACGAAUGGAGAGCCAUCUUUCUCUAUUAA